AUGCUGGAACGCUUCCGCGAAGAUGAUGACCAGAUCUCUGGCCUCAAUUACGCCGAACUAGACGGCGAAGACCUUACGCGUUGCGAGGAAACGCACGAGAGCGUCAUGAACUACAACGACUAUGUCAGCCAGCCCCAUAUCCAACAAUUCCACGCAGAUAUGGAUCGUAACGAAAGCGCUGAGGAUUGCAGAAAAGGCGGCGAGGAGGAGGACGACGGUUCCGAUUCCGAGAUUGGUGCGAGUUCCAUUGGGAGCGGGUCUCCUUACCCUCGACCUUAUAUCCGCCUCGAGACCUCAACCGGUGACGAAGACAGCUUGAUGAUUCCAUCGCGAUUCCACAAAAGCCCCAUUGACAGGCAGUUUGAAGGCGCUUGCGAACAUCUUCCAGUAUUCAAUGAACGUGGGACAAAGGUAUCUGACAUGGUCAAUGGUCUCGUUCAGGAGAUCGACGCUCUGCUGGAGAUCCCCGAACUUGUCUCCUUUCGCAAGCAACAUCCUGACAUGUCCGACUCGGAAGAAGAUGUCUACGCCGACCCCUCCGCAAAGCCUGAGCCUCUUUGUGUGUCAAAGAAAGGGACAAUUUGCUCCUCAGCAAAGCCAGCACCCCUGGAUGCCCAGAAGGACACAACGACUGACUCGUCUCCCAACACCACCUUGGCCAUGCCCGGACCGUUGCAGAUCAACAAAAUCAAGCGGAAGCCCGUGGCCUCUAGAGCCAGCAGAAUCCCCUUGCGAAGCAAUUCGGCGAAACCUGUAGCCCCGUCUUUCAAGAACAACAUUCUCCAGCCCAUUUCAGGAAAUGGAAAAGGCCGCCGAGAUCGAAAUGCAAUGUCUGACAAGGAGAACUGGCAGUCCCGGCCAAACGCAAGCACAGAGUUCGCAAGAAGCCAGGUCAAUGCGCGAUGGGCUGAUUGGUCUCUUGAGGCACAGGAUAACACCUCUUUAUUCGGAGAAUUCUCUUUGCUCCAGUCUGCCAGGAAAAAAAUGGCCUCGAAAAAAGACAGUCUGUUUUCGAGCCCUGAUCCCGUCAUCUACAUCGACCCAGAGGAGCGAACCACGUGUUUGGACCUCGACAAGACAAUCACUGGCACUACCACACCCCUUCCUGUCAUCCCGGAGGAGGAUGAACCUGAUGAGGAUGACUCAAUUGACUUCCUUCUCGAUCCGAUCCAAAACGCGCCCAUCCGGCCGAAUCGCAAUCUCCUGCUCGAUUGCAGUGUAACAUUGACCUGGGACAAAGAGGCGGCCUCGGCCACUUCCAUCCAAGGGAUCUCGCCCGAUGACGACAGAAGCUCCUUCAUUGCCACUGCAUUCCAUGAUUCCCCUUGUCCCCGACGAUCUAUCAACAUUGAUGCCCUGAUCCAUCAAAUUGCACAGCCCCUCGAUGAAGCUACUUAUGAUGACGAUGGAUUCCUCGUCGAAUCCAAGGUUGAUGAGCUUGAUGUAGGAGCCACUGACCUCGAUGAACAGCUCAGCCGUCGCCAGGCCUAUCCCAGCCAGAUUCUACUCUGGCCUCUCCGUCAUUCCCAGCAGACUGCCGAAUCUUCGGAAACCGAGGACGAAGAUACAAGCUCGUUUGCUGUUCCUUGCAAUCGUGACAAAUGGUGCCUUCCUGAAGAUAUACUACCUGAGGUAUACCGUUGCGGAGAGUUCCUGUCGCUGAGAAAGAGAUUUGGCGCUGGAUCGCAAGAUGCCGACGAGAUUUGA
This is a messenger RNA of Colletotrichum siamense, 1707 nucleotides long. RefSeq lists its product as uncharacterized. The transcript has 2 exons. The record is from RefSeq and is a predicted model, not a curated record. The coding region runs from base 1 to 1707 and encodes 568 amino acids. Lineage: Eukaryota; Fungi; Ascomycota; Sordariomycetes; Glomerellales; Glomerellaceae.